AGAGACAUCCUGCAUGCCAGUUUCAUGUUAGUGCCCCAUGUGCCUUCCAUUAGAUAUGAACUAAAGUGAAAUUUGUUAAAAAGAGUAUAAUUUUUUUGGAGCGCACUAACUUAGGAUGGAAGGCGAGGCAAUAUUAAAAAAACAGAAGUGCAUUACCAAUCAACAAAUUUUUGACUCAAUUUCUACAGAACAAAAUGGUGUAAAAGCUCAUCUGAAUUCAACUGCUGAAGAAAAGACGGGGAAAAAAGCAUAUUCACAGACACUAUGGGCAACCUCUAAUGAAAAAUGCUUUGGAAAUGGGGAAAAAAUCACUAACUCAGGAACAAUUUCUACACUGCAUACUAAUUUUGGUAAUAAAGAAAAUUUAUCAUCCUUUGAACCGGUCAAGGAUGAAUUUUCAUUUCCCUGGGACUGUUGUAAGAUGAAGGAUGGACAAGUUUUAUCAGCAAAGAAUGAAAAUAGAUUGUCGAUUGAGAAAAUAUCAGAGCAAACCUCGGCAUUUGAGCAAUUCAUGUCCCAUCCAAAUACAAUGCAUUUCGAAAAGACAUUUUCAGAUUGGAACGAUUCAUCAUCACACGUCAAUAUUUUUUCAAAUGGACACUCAGAUGAGAAAAGUUCGUUUGAGAACAUAUCGAUCUCCAAUUCAACUCUUUUGCCCAGCGGUAAAGUUUCAGAGGGUGUCUGGUCUGGUGCAAAAAUAACGGUUGUUCCCCCGAGAAAAUGCAGAACCCCAUCACCGUACAUGUUCCAAAGCUCAUUAAACAGUAGCCAAAGUUCUAGUAACUCUAAAAACCGCAGAACAACUUUCCCACUUGAAAGAACUGACAGUGAAAAAUAUUUUAACCCAAUUACUUCAUCAAACGGAAAUCAGCCCAUCGAGCUUUUGGUUACAAAUUUAGACCAAAAUAUAGAUCCAACAGAAAUAAAAAAAAAUCUUCUUUUGUUGUUUCGAGAACAUGUCAUGGUCCUUCAUAUUUCAAUUUUUAUGCUAUCUGACGGAAAUUUCGCAGCAAGUGUAAAAGUGCCAUCAUUGCACGACGCUCAAUACGCCAUAUCACGCUUGCACCGUCGUAAAGUUGGAUAUAAAAGGCUUAUGAUUUCCUAUGCGCACUCUUCUCACAGUCAAAAUCCUCAGUUUAUUAGAUGGCAAGUGGUUUCACUGUUGAGAGAUGUCCCUCAUAACAAGCUUCCGUUAUUUUCAUUUCUCGAGCUAUUUGAAUCGCGCUACUUAACUACUGUAUCAGUUUCCGAACUGUAUAGGCUUAAAGAUAUCUGCACAAUUACAGAUGAGAAUGGACGCAUGGUGUCCUUAAAUUUGGAGUAUAGAAAGUCACCUACUCCUUCUCCAAGCUUGCCAUACUCUAACGUAAUUGAACUUCAUUGUUCUAAGCAUUAUAAAGUGAAACAGGGCCCCGGCAAAGGGUGGGCAGAACAAGAAGUUCCUCCUUUACCUAACGUAAUCGUAAAUCUUAAGCAGUUUUCAGAUCAUAUUUAUACAUUGCUUAAGACACAUAAUAAUAUCGUACCUCUAGCAAGUUUUUACGAUUGUUAUGAAUGUGAAUUCGGCCAGUUACCGAUUAGUGAGGGAGGAGUGCCUUUGGAACAUUUGGUGACUUGUGUUAAUAAUGUAAAACUGUCUUCAUCCAGUGGUGUAAAGUAUCUCGAACCUACUGUCACAAAUCAAAGUGAAGAGACAACAAUAGAACAAGAUGUCAAGUCAUCAAUUAGUCCAAAAUUAACAAAUGUAUUAAAUAUAUUUUCUCGAGAGCUUGUGGACUUGUUGAAAUCGCAGCCUCAUUCACAAGUCACAUUCAGUAGAUUUAUUCCAGCCUAUCAUCAUUAUUUCGGUAGACAGUGCCGUGUUGCAGAUUACGGCUUUACUCGGCUGAUUGAUUUACUUAUAGCUUUGCCGAAUGUUGUUCAAGUUCUAGGAGAAGGAAAUCGAAGGAUUGUGACACUAUCACAUCGCACACAAGUCAGAAGAUUCACUUCAGAUUUGUUGAGGGUAUUAAAAGUUCAGCCUAGCAAGAAGAUUUUGCUUUCAGAGCUGCCUGCAGCGUUUCAUAGUGUUUUAUCACGGCCAUUUGACCCGAUUGACUAUGGUCUCUGCUAUCUCAGUGAUCUUAUUGACCAAGUGUCUGAAAAUAUAGUAUUGCUCAGUCAAGUAGGUGAUGACCGGGUGAUAUAUAUACCAAAAAGGGAACAGACUCUCCAGGAAAUAGAAAGGACCAAGGCAUUUUCCUUGGAGGUCAUAGAGCUGUUAAGCCAUGCACCUCAAUGUGCGAUCAUGUUCAACAAAUUUAUACCAGCCUAUCAUCACCACUUUGGUCAUCAGUGCAGAAUGAUGGACUUUGGCUUUUCAAAACUGGUGGAACUUUUUGAAGCCAUUCCAGAGAUUGUUAAGAUGGAAGAAGAUGGGAAAGGUGAACGCAAAGUGUGUCUCACUUACAGCCAAAAGCUCAUUGUUUUGAGUGAACAAAUAUCUGGUUUAGUGACUCCUUAUUAUCCACCAGGCCUGCCAUUGGAAUAUCUUCUAGAUAUCUACAUUUGGAAAUUUGGUUAUGCACUUAAGACAGAAACAUAUCAAGCGUCAAGUCUAGAGGAAUUAGUUAGCAAUAUAACAACUGUAAAAAUUGUACACUCGGACAAAGGAAAGAUAAUAAUCCCAGUGGAGGAAGCUUUGGUAAAACAUUUAACAACGACAGUCAUGAGAAUACUUUUAGAUACAGCAGAAGGAAAAAUCACACAUUCCAUGUUAAAAACCCACUUUGAUUCAUUUCAUUAUGAACACAUCAAACCAACCAAUCUGGUCAAACUCAGCCCUGAUAUAAUAAAGAUACACGAAGAAAAUUCGGAAACUAUAAUUGAGCUCAUGCCGCUUUACCAGUUUGCAAGGAAGCUCUGCGAUAUAUUGGUGCGCAACGAAGGCCGAAUUUUGCUCUACAUCUUGGAAUCUGUGUAUUUUAGAACAUACCAAACUCAGUUGCAGCCGGCACAUUAUGGAUUUUCAAACAUUCAGAGCCUCCUGUCUGCAAUACCUCAAGUGAUCUCACUCAGAGGAAAAGGGAUGAAAAGGCUCAUCAUCCUCAACAGGGAAUUAAUGGCUACAAGAAAUAAACACACAGAUAUGGAUGCUAUAUCUUGCCCUCCUGUGCCAAAAGAUUUCUCUUUCUCAAAUGGCGAAGAUGAAGAUAGUAAAUUCAAUGUAACUUCCCCUGUGAAAUGGAAUAACCCGACCCAGGAUCCAUUAAUUAUUUUACCUGAUAUGCCAGUGCCACCAAUCGAUGUGUCAAUGUUUUCGCUGUUUUCGCCUUGUAAAAACUUAUUGCCUCCUUCAGCUAGGCCUUGUAUGCCAAAAGGCAUUUCUUUCGGCCAAAAUACUACAAGUUCAAAGCAUACUUCAAAUGGUCCGAAAGGAAAUAAUUUUACAAUGCCUAAUCAGAAUCACUGUUAUGAGGGCGUGAAUAAAAAACCUAUUAACAACAAUGUGGAGCAAACAGAACAAGUAUCUGCUGGAGCAGACUACCAUUUCCAUAUCUGAUAGUCAUAGUGAACAAUUUCUCUGGUGCAGAUUUCAAUUUUAUAACAUGUGGCAAAUUCGUCUGGGAUCGCAAGAACUCAUUUUGGAGCAUGGAAGUCAAUUUACAUCGUGAGUGUUAACGAUUUGUCUUAUUAUGAUAAUUAUUCCCUAUGUUGAGGAAAAUUUACACUUUUUAAUACAUAUUGAAUAACUUGUCUUUUUAAAUUAUUGUUUAUUGAAGUGUGUUAUGUAGAUGUAUAUACAAAUGUUAAUAUGAAAUCUUAUUAUUGAAAAAUAUGUUGGAUAUGAACUAGUAAGUAAAUUGUUAAAUUGUGCUCUGAUACUCUUAAAUUUGGAAGUUUGUUUAACAAAUAUAAAAAAUAAUAUGCUUUCAUAAUUCCAUAUAUUUUUGAUAAUGAGAUUAUCAUCUGUUGCCUUGCAUAAACAUUGUAAAGUUUUAACAUUUCAACUUUGUUUUAUUUUAAACGUUUUAUUGAAAUUGUAAUUUUUAGCAUGAUCAAAAUAAAUGGAAUAGUAAUCAUUGUUAAUAAUUGAAAUGUUUCGAGAUGAAUCUAUUGGAAGUGUCUUCCCAUUGGAUUCUUCUUGAAUAUUUUCAACCUUUGUAAUAAGCUCGCCGAAUUGUAUGCAAUUGUUAUUUUUUUAUAUAAAAGUAUGGAAUUAAUUUAUAUAUUUUUAUAGUGCUUUUAUAUAUUAUAAAUGGUACCGGAUAGGCAACCAUUUGAAAUAUUAUAUAUAACGGGUCGUAAUAUUAUUACUAUGUAACUAAACACACGUUAAUAAUUUGCAAUUUGUUGUUAAUUGAUGUGGGUUUGCCCUACUCUUUAUUUGCAUAUGUUACUUUAUUUU
This is a messenger RNA of Cimex lectularius (bed bug), 4387 nucleotides long. RefSeq names its product meiosis regulator and mRNA stability factor 1-like. NCBI's taxonomy places the organism in Eukaryota, Metazoa, Arthropoda, Insecta, Hemiptera, Cimicidae. The coding region runs from base 116 to 3541 and encodes 1141 amino acids. The transcript is spliced from 22 exons. The record is from RefSeq and is a predicted model, not a curated record. Gene Ontology annotation, molecular function: nucleic acid binding.